AUCUUACACCCUGCAGUUAUGUGCUGGAUUGUUUCAGGCGCUUCUUUGCACAGCCUACACCUUGGGUUAUGAUGAUGACAUAUAUUAUAAUGGACGUAAAUGAAUGGGCCGGGUCUAUGAUAUGUAUAUAUAGUAGUUAUUAUAAAAUAUGUCAAAAGUUUAUUUAAAAAAUCUUUAUUGGAUAAAACUUUAUUGAAAAAAAAAAGAAAAAACACCCAAACUUUCUCGUUUGCUCAUCAAUUGCGUUCAUUUUAAGUUUAGUCGUUUGUCAAAUGUAAAUAAAUGUUAGUAAUCAGAUGACUGCUCUUAUUCUGCGUUCAUAAAACGUUGUAAUUUUUCUCUUGGACGCUUUUUAAAUGCUUUCUCUACACUAUGCGCGCCCCCGACUGCGCGCUCUGGAGGAAACGUGCAUCACCUCUCGCAUCUGCUUGCUGCUCCUGGCCCGCAUGCGCAGUGCGGCUCUCCAUCAUUUCCAAUAUCCCAGUGUAGGAGAACCAGCAGAGGCACAGAACUAAUGGGAAUCAUGGGAAAACAGGCGCCCAACCGUGUUCCGGAAGCAUCAUGCUGAGCAGACUCUUCGCGUCUGACUGAGUGACCAUUUUCAGGCUGUCGACAGAUAAAUGUUGAAGGAUUAAGAGUGAAGGUUUUUCCUCUCAAAGUCACGGAGAAGGCCCCCAACCACUACCCCACCGAACCCCCGCCCCCUUGAGUCGGAUGGCUCAGAGUGACUCGACGACGGAGGUCCAGGCGCCACUCAGCACUAUCGCCAUGAAGCAGCUGGAAGGGUAGGGUUUGCCGUGAGCUCGCCUCACCCAGACCCUUCCGCCUCCCCGUUUGCCGGAGCAGAGAGGUGCCACCGCGCCCUCCCCCUCCGCCCACCCCUUCCUCCCUCCCACCCUGCCCUCACCCCCACCACGGCUGUACAAGACGGAAGAUGACGAUUGUCGUGGAGACGCUGGUUGAUGUCUGAUGUAAAAACCUGUGAGGUGUCGAGCGUAAAACCAGCGGAGCAAUGAACGGAGGCAAGGACUGCGAGGAGGGAGCUGACCGGCCGGCCGGCCCCGUCCAGGUCCCCAUCGGCUGGCAGCGCAGGGCGGAGCAUGGCGGUGUCGUGUAUGUGAGCCCCAGUGGUUCGGUCCUGUCCAGCUUGGAGCAGGUGAAGACCUACCUGCUGACGGAUGGAACCUGCAAAUGUGGCUUGGAGUGCCCGCUUAUCCUCCACAAGGUGUUCAACUUCGACCCGGGGGCAGCUGUCAAGCAGCGAACGGCGGACGACGUGAAAGCGGAUGAAGACGUGACCAAGCUCUGCAUUCAUAAGAGGAAGCUGCUGGCCGUGGCCACGCUGCACAAGAGCAUGGAGACGCACCCGCCCCUGACGCUCAACAGUGCAGUGGCAGGUACGUCGUCCGUGGUCACAGUUCAUUCCGCAACUCAUCGAGCAAUAAGAGCUAAACCCCACGAGGGCCCGCCCAACGCCAUCAACCCAGACUGCAAGAAUCCCUACAAAAUGGUUAUGGCGGGACAGCAGCAGCACCAGAGGCUGUACUCGCCACAGGAUGUGGGCGGGGCCCAGCAGCCAGAGCUCUACUCUGGAUACUCGAGGGUGCCUCGGCUUGGAAGUGGAGAGCCUGGCCCUAAAUCCCCGUACCGGGCUGGGUAUGGAGGCAUGCUAAGCCCACCUCCUUCCGGUGCUAAACUUUACGGAGACGGGUCUCAAUCGCCUGGGGCAGACACUCUGGGCAGUCCUGAGGGCUUUUCAAGGACCAAUUCUUGUGGGUUUCCGGCGGUGGGGAGCCCUGGCUCGGCCUCCAUGCACGGAAACCCACGGACGCCUCUUUCCCCGCCCAGCAUGAUGCUUCACGGCUCCCCCGCUGGCCAGCCCUCUUGCGCCAUGACUGGGAGGACUAGCACACCCCUCUCCCCCACGGCCACUGCCAAAAGCCCCGUCAUGAACAUGAACCUGUCCCGGGGGAACUUUCCCCCAGGAGUUGAUGUGCCCCGUGCAGCCUUUCACCAUAAGACUCAGUCCCCUUUGCAUCCCGUCCCGCCCCCGCCAUCCAUACCCCCACCCUGCUCUCUCCAGAAAAGACCAGUGUCAUCAGAAAAGGACCCGUUAGGCAUCCUUGACCCCAUCCCCAGUAAGCCAGUUAGCCAGCCUGCCAUGAGCACCCCAAACCCCUCCAACUUCCAGCCCAACAUUCACUCUCAGGUACCAAUGAUGAAUGUAAACAUCCCCCCUCCUGCCAUCGUUCCCCUGCCAAGCAACUUACCUUUACCCACAGUGAAGCCUGGGCCCGUGGGGCAUGGCAGUCAUGUGCAAAGGACUCAGCAGAGUGGCCCACCCCCCUCCAUGUCCCCCUCCCCCGUCACGUCUCCUGUGCACAUGACGGGCCCCGUGCUCGGUAGGCUGGAGGCCUCGCCUCACCGCUCUCGCUCGUCCUCCACCUCCUCCGACCACGGAAACUUUGCCAUGCCCUCCGGGCAUCAGGCCCCAUGUGGCACCAUGAAAGUUCCCUCUCGCUCCCCGAGGCCGGCAAUGGGGUCUCCCAGGCCAUCCAUGCCUUCGAGCCCCUCAACCAACAAAACCGACCCACUCCACCAGUAUAAAGAGUCCCAGCUGAUUCCCGGGAUGGGCAACUCGGCUGGGGCUCACCAGCACACUAGUCCCAUGUAUUCCCCCACCCCAUCCACCCCAAUGUUGUCAUCUUCCCUGGCCCCGCCCAGUGCUUCCCAGAAAGGCCACCCCGGACUGCUUGGGAUGCCCCUGAACCACAUCCUGAACCAACAGAACGCUGCCUCCUUCCCUGCCAGCAGCCUCCUCUCAGCUGCAGCCAAAGCACAGCUAGCAAAUCAAAACAAACUGGGCUCCUCUGGUAACAGCACGGCAGGCGUGACUGGUGGUGCUGGCAUGCCGGGCAUGGGAGCAAGUGGUGGAAGUAACGGAGGGGGCAGCGGGCACCCCGGCUCUAUGAGUGGCCCUCGAAGCAUGGAGGGACACAGCACUUUAAACGCAAUGCUUCCCCCAAACUCCAGCAUGCUGCUCAAUACCCCCGAGGCGCCAAGUGGGCGGGCCGCCCUCCGAGACAAACUCAUGGCCCAGCAGAGGGACCCUGCGCGCAAACGGAAGCAGUCGUCGGGCAGCACCGUGACCCACGACGGCCCCAACAACAUUGUCUACAAUGUGAUCAACAAACCAGGCAUGGCAGGGAACCUCAUGCCCGGGCCUAGUGCUGCAGAGCAGCUGCGUAAAGUGGGCCGAAUGGGGAACCUCCCCCCAAACACUUCCAUGUCCCAGCUCCUGCAGUCCAUGAGCUCCCAGAGUUCCCACAACCUGACUGGAAACAGCCAUCGUCCAGGCCUGAGCCCGGGACUGGGGAUAGGCCCUCAGGGAGGGCCACAGAUGCACUACAACGACAACGUGGGGAUGGUCCCCACCGGCGCCCCUCCACAGAACCUCCUGGUACAACAGAGACAUCGGGGUCCAGCAGAAGCCGUCCAGCACUGCCAGAGCAUGGAGGCCCCUGGAGGCCACCUGGUAUCUCGGACAGGCCAGUUUCCCGACAUGAUGGCUCAGAUGCAGGUCUCCUCCAUGAGCAACUGCGGGCAGAUGGGGCAGGGCGGGCCGCCGGUGGGGCGCACCAACCCACCACCACUGUCCCAUCCUGGCCCUCACCAUUCACAGCUUCAAAGCAUGGGGAGGACCAACAUGGUGACGCCACACGGAGGCGGGGAUGUCAACUGCAACCAGAGUCUGUCUGAGACAGCAAACCCUUCGUCUCUGGGCUGCGGCAUGGGCGCCCUACAGCCGCACGUCAACGCAGUCGGGCCUCAGGUUUACCAGCAGCAGGUGCACCAAAGCAUGCAGCAAGGCAUGUCUCCACAUCCGGCCUACCAGGCGCAGCAGCACUUCUCCAACAGCAUUGCCUUCACAGACGGCAACGCCAGCUCCAUGUCCUGCCUCUACCAGAACUACCAGCAAGGAACGAUGUCACACCCACAGUUUGGCGAGGAGCAGCAGCCCCAAGGCGAGGGCCAUCCCCUAGGAACACCGGCAUCUGACAGGGGCCCCGGUGGAGGCCCGGAAGUGGUGGAUGCCAUCUACAGAGCCGUGGUGGACGCUGCGAGCAAGGGCAUGCACGUCACCAUCACCACCACCGUGAGCGGGACCACGCAGGCCAGUCCCGUGCCCGCGCUCAGUGCCAUGAGUGCCUUCACCGCCUCAAUCGGGGAGCCUGUCAACCUCCCCCAGGCGGUUAACAGCGUCUUGCACGGCCGGCAAGAGGGGGAGGCCUUACAGCAGGUCCGAGCAAGGCACGUGAGGUCAGGGCGUGGCCAGAAGAGCCUGGAUCCUGGAAAGAGGACUCCAGAGGUCCCCGAGGCCGGGGAUUACUUCCGUUCUCCCGGCCGGGGGACUCCUAGAGGACAAUGGGAUGGGGAGGUGCAGCACGGAGGAGGGUUUGACACUCAGACCAACAACAGUGUCUGGACUGGGGAGGAGAUGGUGGAUUGCUCCACCCAAGUAAGAAGUAGUCCCUGCAUGGAGAGGCCUGCCAGUCUAGCCCCUGCCCCUCCAUGCCCCGGCGACGGGUCUGGCGACCACGCCCUGGCCAUGGUCCACGACAAGGCCUUCCUGGAAGAAGGCUACCGGUACAACAACUGCAACCGGACGCCUGCAAACUACAAGGAACACCUGGAGCAGACCGUAGAGCGUUGCGCCCACAUCAACGGCGCUGCCCAGCAUUUCAACGUUCGGGGCUACGGCGACGUCCUGGGCCCCCCGAGGCAGGAGCUCACUGGAGACGACCAGUCGCCCAGCUCGUCCACCAGCCUGGAAGGGCCGCUGGCCACGGCCAAAGACUACGGCCACUACAAUGGCCACUUCAACGGCAUGGCGCCCAGCCCGUCGGACACAAAGAGCCUGAGCAGCGAGGAGGACCUGCGGCAGCCAGACUCCCCCUCCUCGGAGCUGCUCCACUACCGCUCCCGGACCUUCAACAUGGGGGAGCUGGUGUGGGGCCAGCUGAAGGGGUUCCCCCCGUGGCCCGCGAAGCUAGCCGGGGACGAGCAGGUGCACGGUGCCGCCAUGCAACUGCGAGAACAGGCCAAGGUGGAGCCGGAGAAGCUUAAAACACUAACUCAUGACUUGGAGGCACUGGACCGAGCUGCCAAACGAGGCCUGAAACCGGCGAAACUGAAUCACUUGCACGCUGUUUUCCACGAGGCCAUCAGCGAGCUAGAUAAGAUGUCAGGCACAAUCUCAUCGAGGGAUUGUCAGGUGAAGCUCCCCAAGCCCAAGAGGAGGAAGAUCUCCAGAUAACAUUGAAUGUGUCUGCCCCUCCCCCGCCUCCAGAGACUUCGUCCGUUCAAGCCUCGAUGCGAUCCGAGCUCUCACAGGUGCUACACAUGGACUCUUGGUGGUACCGUUCCGUUACCACGACUCGACUGACCCCCGGAAGGUGCCGGAGAUUCCAAUCACCGAUACAGUUUUAACUGUAGAAGAUGAAAAAACAACAACAGCAAAAAACUGUUGCAAUUUGUCUACAGCUCACUGAAUUAACUAUUUUUUUCUAGUAUAAAUAGAAAAAUCAAACAAAAAAAAGCUGCAAGCAUUACCUUACAUAUUUAAGAAAAAUAGACAGUCCAAAUAUUUCUGAUACAUUUUCAAUAUGUAUAUAGAUUAUCCUGAAAUUUCAUGCUAUUAAAAAUUGUAUGUAAAUAUUGUACAAUGUCAUGUACAAGCGUACUUAAUGCACAUUUUAUCUUUUAUUGUACAAAAUCAAAGCAGAAGAAGUGUACCAAGGUCUUGGUUUCUAUCAGAAAUGCGGCUGCGUACGGCCGCAUGCAUAGGAUAAAUAAGAAUACAGCCUAAACUUUUAUAUGACAAACUGUUUUUAUUUUUACUUUUUUUUUUUUUUUUUACCAUCUUUUUGUUUUUGUAAGGGAGCAGCAGAGGAACAGGCAUGAGUUUCCUAGCUCUCCUUUACAAAAGUCACUUCUCACCAGUUGAGUGUUUAUUUGUGCUGGGGAGAAAUUAUUACAAAAAAAAAUAACCAGAAUGAACUUUACCAACUGAAAGUGUUCAGUCUUUCCAAUUUUGCCAUCACAAACAGAAAAAGUUCUUCAAAGCAGCCUGGUUUAUGGGUAAGAUGUUUUCCUGACUAACAAGAGUGUGAAGAAGGAAAAGUCCACCUUUAACAGAAUCCUGUUCGAUCCAUUUCUACCUCUCAGUAUUGCUGUCAGUUGUCAGGAUAAACUAACCAAAAGGAGGGAAAUUUUUUACAUUUAAACGUCUCUAAAUCACUUUUUUUAUAUUUAAAGUUUCAGAUGAAAGAAGUUUCUUUUAAACCACUUUUAAACCAGUAAAAUAACCCACAACUUUGAGGACAGGAAAAAAAGACAUCUACUAUUUUCAGUUGUUUUUAAAACUGGAUCAAAACCGCCGCUAUGAAGGUCAAAGUCCAUAGCAACCAUUGAGUUUUAUUUUAUUCUCGGGUUGAUAAAUAUUGGCACUAAUUUUGGUUGAUCUGUCGCACAAAAAAUUUCCAUUUUUUUCUUAGCAACCAGCGUUUGUGCUCAAAACCCAGCACAAAUACAUUGAAACAACUCCAUCUCACUGUGUUUUAACCACAAAAUGUUUCUAGUCGUCUUUACCUGUCAGACUGAUUUCUACCUCUGAGUAUUGCUGAACUCCUUGUGAUAUCCAUUUUUGUGUCACAGCAAAUGAUGAAAUAAGUCUCAGUAAAGCUUUUAUGACAACUUUAAACCACUCAUGUAAAACAACUCAACUUGGAGGACUUUCAGAACAGGACAAGCUCAAAUGUUCAAUAGUUUUUAAUACUGGGGUGAGAACAGCAGCCAUGAAGGUUAAAGUCCAUAGCAACCAUUGAGUUUUAUUCAAAUCUUGUGUUGAUAAAUAUUUGUGCAAAUUUUAGUUUAUCCCUCAUUAAAAAAAUCGAAUCCAAUCUAAGCUUAAUGUUGGGUUUUAGCCAAACCCAGUUUCAAGUUGUUUUCAAGGUAAAAUUUUUUGAAAUAUUUGGAUGAUAAAUAGUUGGAGCGUAAUCUGACUAAAGGACAAUUAUGUGGCAGUAAUUCUGUUUGACUUCUUUCCAAAAGUACUAGCGCAGCAACGAUGACCGCUUGUCCCAAGAUUAGUAAUAUCAGGUGGAGGGUUCUUAGUUUUUUUCUCAAAGUUGGGGGAUGUUUUUAAACCGAUGAUGUCAUCAAAAGACAGAAAAACAGUUCUAACGUCAGCAAAAGGUUCUUGUUGGGGUGGAUUUUUCCUUCUAGAGAACCAGCCUGCACCUUUGAUUGUGUUCAUUUAUGCCGGGACUAUAGCUUUAGAUAGAAUUAUUAGAUAUAUAACACUAACUUUUAAUUUAGGGGCCUUUUUUUAAUGUAAAUUAUUUGUGUACAGUUCUGCAUAUUUAUUUUAAGCUUUACAAAUAUAAUAAUGGCAAUAAUACUACCAGGAGUUGAGAACUCGAGCCUUACGUGUGUAUAUGUGUGAUUUUCAGCUGACACGGUGAGAAAUCAUGUUCAUCAUAACGUUUUUUUUAUAUUAUUUAUGGUUUUAGUGUUACAGGAAGUAAGUGACACGCAGGUUCUUUGUUUGGUUUUUUCUAACGUAAGUUUAUGAGAGGGGUUCGGAUUGAUACGUUUUAACUCGGCAGACUUUAACCGGCGGUGCUGAAGCUGCUCGGAACCCGAACGAAAUCGCUACAGAACGAUCGAGUGCAAUAAAAACGUUUAGGUAACAGGCGGCAGCUGGCGUCCCUUUGAUCAGUGUCGUUUGUUACGUUUGUUUUUGUUUUUCUUUUGAUGUGCUCGAAUUUCAAACGCUUUUUCUUUAGGAGUUCUCCUCAGUGUCUGAGCAGCUGCGAGAUUCGAUGCUACGUACACACUGCACCGUUUUUGUACGCUCUUUUAGCAUACGGCUGUCCACUACCCAAUACUAGCGCACGCUUAGUGCGGAAUAUCGAAGCAGUGCAAACUUUUUCUUUCAGUCCCAAAACAUAUCGUAUAACAGCAAUUAUUAAUUUCUCCUUUGUUAUCACUUAUCAAACGGCCGGCACUUCUGCAUUUUGGAAAAGACGUUACCCGUCCCAGAUUGGUCAAAAUUACAACUGAUUGACAGUUUGUCGCGGGUUCAACUGCAGCGCAUUUUGUACGUAUGAAAACGGACUGAAAAACGUGCAGAUUUUUACAUGUACGCUUACAUAGACUUUCCGUUAAAAGUGCUCAUUCGAACGCGUGUUUGUGUGAACGCAGCAUCAGUUGCGGAAGCAAAAUUGUUCCCUAAUUGUUGCUAGUAACUUUAUAAGCUUUUUCUUUUAUUUAGGACUCAAAACACUAAGCGUUUCGGAGGAACCUGCCUGACCGCAGAGCAUUUGAUUGUAAACGUCUUUCUUUAGUGUGUCACAUUUGUUUAGCUUUACUACACGAGCGACUUUUUUAAAUCGACAGCUUUUUUGAUUUGAACCGUAAAGACCUUUUCUUUUUCUGCAAACUAAAAAUAGUUAAAAACGUGAGCUCUUUCGGUAAAGUUCAUUCUGCUCUCUGCCCCGUUUCUUUUGUGCAAUGACAUCCAGGGGCCCGCCCCCAACCCACCGGGGGUGGGCCCAACCCCCCUACGUGUUACAGAUCUGUCCGUUUUCAUGUUCGUGGUCAAAAGUUGGAAGCAUUUUUUGUGUUUGAGGUUGUUGUUUUUCCUCUGCCUUUUACUGUGUGUUGAGGUGUGAGUGUGACUUUUAUUUUCUUCUUUCAGAUCUCUCUUCCCUUUUCUCAUCAGUAUUUUAUUUUCCUCAGCUUGUAAUUAAGUAUAUAUUUUCUCCCUAAUAUAUACUUAACAGAAAAAUAAACUUUGCGUGAAGUAUGAUGUGUACUUGAUUGCUCUUUUUUUCUUUUUUUUGCAUUAAUGUGGGCUAGGGAUAGUUUGUCAGUCCAUUAUUUUGAAAUUGUCGGGACAUUUUUUUUAAAUGGUUUGAUGUAAGCAGCAGAAUAUUUUGUAAAUAUUGUGAAACAUUACAGGUCAUGCAGUGAUGUAACAUUUUGAAUAAUGUUGCACAGAUGUUUAAGAUAUUAAAAACAUGUUCACUCUUACUUGAAUAUUUGUUUACAAAGUUUUUUUUCUCUGCUUCUAUUUUCCCUGAAAAUUAAAAAUAUGAUAAGGUA
This is a messenger RNA of Oryzias latipes (Japanese medaka), 9171 nucleotides long. It is a transcript of the gene mbd5, whose product is annotated as methyl-CpG binding domain protein 5. Gene Ontology annotation, cellular component: nucleus; chromocenter. The record is from RefSeq and is a predicted model, not a curated record. NCBI's taxonomy places the organism in Eukaryota, Metazoa, Chordata, Actinopteri, Beloniformes, Adrianichthyidae. Gene Ontology annotation, molecular function: DNA binding; chromatin binding.